Messenger RNA from Polychytrium aggregatum, 3828 nucleotides. RefSeq lists its product as uncharacterized. The annotation marks the transcript as partial. The record is from RefSeq and is a predicted model, not a curated record. NCBI's taxonomy places the organism in Eukaryota, Fungi, Chytridiomycota, Chytridiomycetes, Polychytriales. The transcript has 3 exons.
CAUCACCACCUCUGCUUGACACCGGCACUCCCGCUCCAGCAUCGGCAUAUCCGCGGCUGCCAAACUCCACAUCCGCCUGCUCCCCUCAAAGCACACCAACCUGCUGUCCCUUGGAGAGCAAGCGCAGCCAGCCAUCUCGCUCGAUAACACGGCAUAACUCCCUGGCUUCAGCCAACCCCAAAAGCCACACCAUGAGCAAACUCAGAUCCACCGAGAUGGCAGCCCUAGAGGCGAUGGCCAUGGAGAUCAUGGUCACGGGCAGAUCCCCAAACUUUCGCGGAAGCCUGCUGCACAGAUACAACAAUUGGGCUCAGUCCGCUGGGUAUCCGACAAGAACCGCAGAGUUCUUGGAGGAGCAGUAUCAGCGUCCCAAAAGCUCCCCUGGCAAGCAAAGGACAACUCCCCAACGCGGCAGAGGCCGCCGGAGUUCCUCCAGCACAUCAACGCCUUCGAGCUCGCUCCCAAGCCCAUCUCCGCAGCCACACUUCGCCUCCGGUAGCCCAAGCGCUCAUGGCCAAGCUUCAAGGGCUGGCAGUCGCAGCGGCGAAUCGGCCUCAAAAGCCAGCUCGCGAACUUCUCGAACCCCGAACUCCUCGACAAAGCAGUCCCCUGGAUAUAUGUCGGCCUCGCUUGCUGCUUGUGGGGGGCCAUCAAUGAGCACGCCUCAGCGGAAGCCACAGGCAGCUCGAAAAACAUUCCCCAGUGCUUCGCCAAUUCAACACCCAACCGCGAUCGCCACAUCGCCGUCGGCAACGAUCCCAGACCGUCACCGCCCCGGCGCCACCUUGACUUUGCCAUCAGUCUCACCAUCAGUCUCGCCAUCAGUCUCGCCAUCAGUCUCGUCGCCAUCCCGACCGCAAUCCAUGGUCGGUUAUAUCUCCAUGGCGGCGUCCCAUCCUAUUUACCCAACCAUAUCGCCGACCAUAGUAAAUGUACCAAAGGCGCCACCAGCAACACCCACACCUCUGCGGCCCCGAGGAUAUGGGCCAACCUCUCUCAUGGCGCAUUUCGCUGGCGGAGCGGACGACACGCGCUCCGUUUCAAGCAGCUCCAGCUCCAGCUCGGAAUCGAACAGCGCCGACGAUGAUGACAGUGACGGCAGCGCUGACAGCGAUGCCAUGUCACGCGACGAGGAGCUUGGCGUUAGACACAUCCACGAUACCAGCCACGAUACCAGCCACGAUACCAGCCACGAUACCAGCCACGAUACCAGCCACGAUACCAGCCACGAUACCAGCCACGAUACCAGCCACCACAACAGCCAGGGCAGCGUGAAACAGCAACCAAUCCCUCGGUUCUCCAUCAAGAUAUUGCCACCAACUCGACUCGAGACCAGUCCCAUCGACCAUAGUUCGGAGAGCGAUGAAAGCGAGAUUACCGAGUCGAAAACAGCGACUCCGCGCGAGCCCUUCGUCCAUGAUCAUCAAGAUGUCGCGUGGAGCGAUUCAGGGGCGGCUGACAACAGCUUUGACCAUGUCAUGGACGACUAUCCUUCUUCGCCGGAGGGUCCGAAGCGUGGCGCGUCCGUCGAAUCGAUUGUUCGCAACGAAACAGACGGCUCGGUGGCGACAAGCUCUCAGGCGAGUCCAGUUCAACUGGCUGAAAGCGAGUCCGAGCUUGAAGACACAGCCUCCCAAAGCAAACCUCCUGGAGAUGUUUCGCUCGGCAAAUCCUCUGCCUGUGCGACCGAGCUGUCGCAAAUCAACCCACAACACGAGACCGCGUCUGAUGUCAGCACUUUGGGACCCAAGACCCGUCUGGCCCGAGAUCAACCCGAGAUCGAAAUCAAGGCAACAGGCCAUGGCGAACCGAAUCAAGGAGCAAGAGCGCCGGUAGUGUCUAAACCCGGGCCUGAGUCCGCGCGAAAGCUGUCCACGCCAGCCAAGGCACAGCCGGUUGGUCGCGUGACAGAUAUCGAGUCAUCGAUCUUUAUGAACUUUUUCCAAAGAUACAUCGCCGGUGGCUCCCGUCGGCAACAGACCUCUCAGUCUCACUUGUCCGCGGACCGGAACGGAGAGUCGCAGAACAAGCCGCAAAACAAGCCUCAGGACUCAAAAGAGAUCUUGGACCAGCUGUUCCUCGGCAGCAGCAGUAGCAGUAGCAGUAGCAAUGGCAACGGCAAUGGCAGCGGCAGCGGCAAUGGCAGUGACACGUCUGCUACAGCUGAUACCCACAGUCAGAAGAAACAGCAGCAGCAACGAAAUGGGCUACCAAAGGGCAGUACUGGCGCUUCGACUUCACUGCCUUCGGACCCUCCGCGGCUUCAGACCGUCUUUUCGCCACUUUCGUCUGCAUCCGGGACGGCCCGAGAUCACAUCUCCUUGGCGGCGGAUGGGAUCGUCAAGUCAGAGGUGAUUGUGCCGGGCACGCCAACCAGCAUACACGCCGAAAGAACCGGUCGCUACAGCGAUACCGAAGCCGGCGAGCAGGUGCAUGAGAGCAGCCCUGGGGACUAUGACGAGCCUAUGGCCGAAUAUGCUCCAUCGCUCUCUGUGGAUGAACCUCAGGGCGCCACUUUACAUGCCACCCGGGCCGAUUCUAAGUUGCCCGCGGAGACUGCCGCCGCAAUCAACCAAGCUCCGUCCAAAAUUGUUGGCGAGCCAGCAGCGCACCAGCCAUCCCAAGCAGCCGAAACAGCCGAAACAGCUGAGCCAUCAAAUAUCGUGAAGAUGGAGGUGGAUCUCAUCUUUACCGAGCCACAAGCGCAGGAACUAUCCGUCGAUGGCCUCGCUCCCAAACUGAGCCGACCCCGAGUCCACCAAGAGCGGCACGGGAUGGAUGUGGAUAUGGUAAUGCUGGUGACAUGCCCGCCAGAUCCACCACUCGUGCAGAAGCAAGAUUCGCUGCUGGUCAAACCGGUGGCGUCGGUGGCCGAGCCGGCGUCGCAGAAUGCCUUUGAUGCUCUGCGCGAGCCGCCUCUGCCUCCUGAUCGGCAGCAGACCAACGCCUGCUCAAGUGCCAAAGCCUUCGAUGAGUCAUAUACCCCUGCGGUAGGGAGCCCCAGAGACUUGAUGGAUACUUUGACGACGCCAGAGGAGCCCUCUGUCGUUCACCCCGAUGCCAAUCCUUUGGUCGAGUCGGCUGGACCGGCAGACUUUGCGUCCACUCACUUGGCGCCGAAGCUAGCCGCCAAGGAUAUCGAAAGCAGCAGCGUGCUCGCUGAGCAGCCGGGCCCGUGCCGCAUGGUCGCGUCGAGCUCUGCAGCUCCGAAUCUGAUGCUGAAUCCGGCUAUAUCACAGGCCCCGAAGGCGAGCGUCAAAGUGCAUCAUAGCGAUGCUGAAGCACAUAUACCAAUCUCCGAUCUGGAUCCGUCUAUACCCGUCAGCCCAGCCAGCCCAGCCAGCCCAGCCAGCCCGGCCACGUCGCUCUCCAGCGAAACCGAGUCUCACAAGAAUCAAACCCCUUCUCCCAAUCGGCAGACUCUGCUCAGUCAGUUGGGCAUGGACAGAGAGCUCCAUCCGUUCACCCAGCCUGCCCUGUUUGGCAUCACGGACCAAGAUGCCAGUGUCGACGUGGAGUCCCUCGGCGAUCCAGCUUCGACCAUGGACUUUGAGUUUGAUGAUAUCUUGGAAGGCGAGCACGCUGAUCCUGAUCGCGAUUCCAAUUCCGAUUCCGAUUCCGAUUCCGAUUCCGAUUCCGAUUCCAACUCCGAUCCCGAUCCAGAUCCCGUUGACGUCGAUGUCGGCAUCGAUGGACACGGCUCACUCAAACGACCCGAAGCCGAUGGCUCCGUCGGCACCAAGGUGGCCGGUGCGAGAGAAUUGCCGAACUGCAGAUCAAUCGAUGCCACGAAAGUUGUUGCUGGAGGACAAAUCUCGGCUCAACACA